CUCCAACGAAUGCCAUAUACUCUACCUUCAAUGAAGAAUGAUCGCUUUCUUUCUUGAUACCUUUCUUGCCUUUGUUUACAUCAACUUAAUAAUGUAAAAUAGCGAUACUGCGUUGUGGAUUCCUUGAAUCUUCUUUGGUCAUAUCUCAAACAUCGAAAACAUAAAGAAUCAAGUUUUGUUUUCAUUUUUGUGAAAAUAUUUCUCUACGGUGUAGUAAAUUUCGAAGGAUUCCAACGGUAUUUAUCAGGUUUGGCUUGCCAUUCUUAAAUUUGUGCACUUCAUCUCAGUUCCCUGUAUUUUGAGUUUUCAUAAUCAUUAUAACGGAAGCUUCCAACAGUUAAGGAUUUAUCUCCUAUAACUUUCUUUUCGUCCAGGUUUAUCCUUUAUAAGUUGAAUCGAACGGCUUACUUAUCAACUAUAUAUAACCUUGAUUCUAUUAGUUCCUUCUUACCUUACUUUCAGCUUUCAGUCCUUUUUUUUUUUCUAUACAUACAGAUAUAUAUGUUAAGAAACCUAAAAUUUAGGUCAGUAAUUUCAUCUGCAUUAUGAGUUUUUUAAACUCCUGGAGAGCGUCAAAAUAUACAGUUAAGCAAAAACUAGACGACAUUGAGCUUCCCGAGAGUGCUUCCGUACUUCCUGUAACUGUACAGUUUUGCAUUAAGGAAUUUAUUUCAUCUCUUGUAAGCCCCGUUCAUCCCCAACUAUUAUCUCCUGAUGAAAUAACGAAAACCUUUCAUGACUUUUACAGAAAAACAGAUGAAUUUAUGCUUUCAACUCUAAUUCCCAAUCCUGAAUCUCCAAGUCAAGAUGUGCCUUUACUUUCCCCUGAGGAAAUGGAAACCCAGAAGAUGGCAAAGCAACACCUUGUAAAACAAAAAGAUGAAUGGAUGAAUAUUAUUGAAGGUAUCGUAUGCGAGUAUUUAUAUGACAGACUUUUCUGUUUGAGCACUAGCACCGAUGAAAAUAAAGAUGACCUUCUUAAAAAGUUCGCCUCUUCUGAAGAAAAAAACGGUUUAGUGGAGUGUCUUUCCAUUGAAGCAGAGAUAAAGAAGCGCCUUGAAAAUGUCGCAGAGACUUUCUUUGCUCUCAGUAGACUAAAAACGCCUUUGCUGAAACUGAAUCUGUUUAUGAAUGUUAGUGAAAAAAUCGUUGAGGCAUCAAAUUUGCCGAAACAAGAAUUAAAUGCUGAUAAUUUAUUAAAUCUAACUAUCUUCUGCAUAUUAUCUUUUCAGGGUUUACAAUUAGUGUCUCAUUUGAAUUUUGUUUUGCGUUUUCGAAACCCAGAUUACUUAACUGGGCAACAAAAGUAUUGCUUGACAACGUUUGAAGCUGCAAUUUCUUUCAUCCUCCGUGCGUGUCCAAAUCUACUGACCCAUUGUCCCAUGCAGGCAACGGACGAUCCUCUAUCAUUAGAGGCCUCUGCUAAGGAUGAAUUUCCGUCUUCCGAUUCUAAUCAAGCAGACCUUGAAACAAAUAAUGAACAACGAUCUUCGCUUUCAAACUUAAGAGGUUUGGGCGUAGCUCUUGAAAAAUCUUAUUCCUCUUUUGUCAAUAAAGUAGCUGGGCAUGCUCUUCGUAACUCUACUUUGUCGACAGACAACGUUGUCUCCGUUAAUGAUCCACCUCUAGAACGGUUUCUUACCGUGACAGACGCCUCCGAGCUGAAGGUCGGCGAAAUAAACAUUUUGCUUGCAGAUUACAAACGCUUAGCUCGUCUAAUUUUUGACAAACAAGUUGAAAGUUCGACCUGAUUUGUUGACUCAUCGUGUUAAAAAAUGCUGCUAGCCCAUUCUAUAAUGAUUUUAAUGUCCCAUUUUUCUUAUAAUUUUCCAUUUAGAAUCUAAUAAUUGCUUCUUGUCAUUUAUAUUCCUG
This is a messenger RNA of Schizosaccharomyces cryophilus OY26, 1872 nucleotides long. Its product is annotated as guanyl-nucleotide exchange factor Vps902. Gene Ontology annotation, biological process: vesicle-mediated transport. NCBI's taxonomy places the organism in Eukaryota, Fungi, Ascomycota, Schizosaccharomycetes, Schizosaccharomycetales, Schizosaccharomycetaceae. The transcript is spliced from 2 exons. Gene Ontology annotation, molecular function: small GTPase binding; guanyl-nucleotide exchange factor activity. The coding region runs from base 546 to 1751 and encodes 401 amino acids. Gene Ontology annotation, cellular component: cytosol; endocytic vesicle. The record is from RefSeq and is a predicted model, not a curated record.